AUGGCAGCCAUGGAAGGCGUGGUACAGAACCAACUUCCUCAGCCCCAACAGCAACAACCACCGCAACCCAUGGCGGUAGAGAGGCUUAAUGACGCCGUGCAGCAACAGCUGAACCUAGAGUCCGUCAAGACCCGAGCCAUCAGCCUCUUCAAAGCUAUCUCUCGCAUUCUCGACGACCUCAACGCCUACGCUUACGCCAACACAACUCCCAAAUGGCAAGACAUCUUGAGCCAAUACUCCAUGGUCAAUCUCGAGCUCUUCAAUAUCGUCGAUGAAAUCAAGAAGGUCUCCAAGGCCUUCGUGGUUCAUCCCAAGAAUGUGAACGCUGAAAACUCUACAGUGUUACCCGUGAUGCUGUCCUCGAAGCUAUUGCCUGAGAUGGAGGUUGAAGACAAUGCCAAGAGAGAGCAAUUGCUUCAUGGUUUGCAGAGCCUCCCCAUAGGUUCGCAAAUUGAGAAGCUGAAGGCAAGGAUUGAUAUGAUUGGAGCAGCUUGUGAAAGUGCUGAGAAAGUAUUGGCUGAUACUCGUAAAGCUUACUGCUUUGGAACUCGUCAAGGCAUACCUAUUGUUCCUACUCUGGACAAGGCUCAGGCUGCCAAAAUUCAAGAGCAAGAAAAUCUUCUCCGUGCUGCUGUUAAUUUUGGCGAAGGAUUAAGGUUACCUGUAGACCAAAGACAGAAUACAACUGCACUUCCAAUGCAUCUGGUAGAUGUGCUCACUGUUGGUGAUGGAGCUCAGCCUUUUGCCGAAACCUCUGGUAUGUACUUAAAGAAUACCCCUGUAUCAUCAAGUAACUUGACUGCUCAGAGCCCCUUGAUGCAGGUUUCUGGAUCACAACUAAUGGGAAGACCGGCUGCAUCUCCUGGUGGUACCAGUGUUUCAAACUUUGAUAACACAACGACAUCUCCACUGCCGUAUGCCAACUCACCAAGGUCUAGCACAAACAUGAUGAAUACGCCAUCCCCUCAACAACAAAGCCAACAACAGAAGCAACAACAACAGCAGCAACAGCAGCAAAAAUUGAUGCAAUUACCUCAGCAUCAGCAGCAGCAACUCCUUGCUCAGCAACAAUUUAGGCAAUCUGCAAUGCAAGGACUAGGGCAAAACCAACUGCAACAGCUGCAUGAUUUGCAGGGCCAGCCGCAGAAGUUUCAGUCGUUACACGGACAACAUCAAAUGCAAUUUUCUCAGCCUCUGGGGCACCAGCAAUUUCAGGGUAGGCAGUUGCCUUCUGGACACGUUCAACAUGGCAUUGGUCAAAACCAACUUAAUCCAGGAAAUCAAAUGAAUCGUCAUCUUGGCCAGUUUUCUGGCACUGCAAAUAGUGCACUAUUUAAUGCUGCUCAGACGACACCGAGUCAAAUGAUACCAAACAUUUCGGCCACUAUGCCCUCACAAUCACUUCUGCCUCGAAUGCAGUUUGAAUUGUCUGGUAACAAUCCCCAGAGGAGCCAUGCUUCCCAAAUGUUGAGUGAUCAGAUGUUUAACAUGGGAGCAGCAAAUACUGGUGGUAUGAUGCCUCUACAGCAGCAGCAGCAGCAGCAGCAGCAGCAGCAACAGCAGCAUGGUUCGCAAGGUGCAUUCGGAAACAUUCCACCAAAUGCUCAGAAUCUUCAGCCUAAUAUGGUAGCACUUCAGGGUACACCACAGAAUCAUCCCAAUUUUGGUCAACAGAGACAGCAAAAUCAGCAAUAA
This is a messenger RNA of Prunus armeniaca (apricot), 1695 nucleotides long. Lineage: Eukaryota; Viridiplantae; Streptophyta; Magnoliopsida; Rosales; Rosaceae. The record is from the annotation of a GenBank genome assembly.